Vigna umbellata (rice bean) is the source of this 547-nucleotide messenger RNA. The record is from RefSeq and is a predicted model, not a curated record. Lineage: Eukaryota; Viridiplantae; Streptophyta; Magnoliopsida; Fabales; Fabaceae.
AUGGAUAACCCUAAACAAACUUUUGGGAGUUUAGCAGUUGUUCUAUCUUUGCUUCUUGCUGUGUUUAUUUUGCUGUUCCAUUGGUCCUCCUCCAUCUCCAAUGAGUUAGUCCUAAUCCACAAGGAACCACCAUGCAAGCAAUCAAACUUUAAGACUUCAGACAUUGAAGAAUGUGGAGAUAGGCUUGAUUGUGCUUUAGCAAAAGCUUCAAUGGGAAACAAAACAGUGAUAAUUGCUGUAGUGAAUAAGGCUUAUGUUGAGCAAGAUGUGGAGAGUGAGAGCACCAUGCUUGAUAUAUUUCUCAGCAGUUUUUGGCUUGGAGAGGGAACAAGAUCUCUCAUUCAUCACAUUCUCUUAGUUGCUGUUGAUCAAAUUGCCUAUGAAAGAUGUCAGUUUCUGAAACUGAACUGCUUCAGAUUGGAAACAGAUGGUGUUGAUUUCGAAGGUGAGAAAGUUUACAUGUCUCACGAUUUCAUCAAGAUGAUGUGGAGAAGAACACAGUUCCUCUUGGAUGUUUCUCAAACGUGGCUACAGCUUCGUUUUCACU